AGUCUAAACUAUAAACACAAGUGGAGGACAGCCAAGACACACAAAUAAAGAAGAAGAGGCAGUCAGGUAGCAGACCGAAACCAAAAGAAGAAGAGGAGGAAGAAGAAGAGACCGAAAUUAAGAAGAAGAAGAGGAGGAAGAAAAGCACGAAACCCAGAAGGAGGAGGUACCUUCUUGGAAGAAAGGAAGAAAAAUUGUAGACGCGUGUUUACAAUGUUCUUUUUAAAAAAAGAUAUGCAUUUUUCGUUUUCCUACACCCCACUCUCAUACUUUCUUCUCUUCGAUCGCAUUCAAACGCAUUACCUGAUGCACUGAUCUGAUUCCUUUUUCUUUCUCUGAUUCAAUUCACUCCUUUCUUAAUCUUCUGUUUAUAGAUCCCAUGAUGUCUUUCUUGAACAAUGAAGGAGCCUCUUCUUCUUUUUCUUCCACUCGCCGAUUGAACUAUGAUGUUUUCUUGAGUUUUAGAGGUGAAGAUACCCGCGAAGGUUUUACCAGUCAUUUAUAUAAGGCUUUGUGUGACAAAGGCUGUUAUACCUUCAUCGAUGAUAAACUUCGGAGGGGAGAAGAGAUUUCGGAAGAACUUAUACAAGCCAUAAAAAAUUCAUCUAUUUUGGUUAUUGUCUUCUCUGAAAGCUAUGCAAAGUCCAAAUGGUGCUUGGAUGAACUUGCUGAGAUUGUUGACUGUAGAGAAAAGGACGAGGAGGUUCAAAUUCGUCCAGUUUUUUACAAUGUUGAUCCAUCAGAAAUACGAAAUCAAAAGGGAAACUUUGGAAUGGCAUUGGCUAAUCAUGAAAUGAAGGUCAAGAAUAACAAGGAUAAGGUGCAGAGGUGGAGGGAUGCUCUAAGAAAAGCAGCUAAUGCAUCUGGAUGGCAUUACAAGAAAGGUUGCUCUACAUAUAAAUCUGAAUCUCACUUCAUUCAAAACAUUGUUGAAGAGAUAUCAAUUGCUAUAUUAAACUUGACGCCAUUAUAUGUUGCUGAAUACCCAGUUGCAAUAAAUUCUCGUGCAGAGGCCAUAGAGUCACUUUUAGAUAUUGGGUUAGAUGAAUUUUGCAUGGUAGGGAUUCAUGGCCUUCCCGGAGUAGGAAAGACUACAAUUGCAAAAGCUGUUUAUAAUAAAAUUUCUAAACAUUUUGAUGGAAGCAGCUUUUUAAUGAAUGUCAGAGAAAAUUUGGGGACAGAUGCUGGCAUAAUCACACUACAAAAGCAACUUCUUGAUGACAUCUUAGUGGAUGCAACUUGGAGAGUGAGCGACAAAUUUAGAGGAAUCAGUUUAAUACAAAAUAGACUUUGCUGUAAAAAGGUUUUUUUAAUCCUUGAUGAUGUCGAUGAUUCGACAAGAAUAGAUAAUUUGCUUGGAAAAUGUGAUUGGUUUGCUCCCGGAAGUAGAGUCAUUUUAACAUUAAGAGAUAUAAGCUUGUUAGCUGCCCUUAAAGAAAAGCUUUGUACAACUUACAAGGUCAAGGAAUUCAAGGUCGAGCAAUUAAACAAACAUGAAGCUCUUCAACUCUUCAAAGACCAUGCCUUUUCGGGAAACAAACCUCAUGAUGAAGACUAUUCUAAACUUGCAAGGAAAUUCAUAGAUUUUGCCAAAGGCCUUCCACUAGCUCUAGAAAUAAUAGCUCGUGAUUUGUGUGGAAAAGCUAAAGGUGAAUGGGAAAGUGCAUUAGAUAUGUAUAACAAAAUCCCCAAUAAAGACAUUCAAAAAAUACUUAGAGUAAGUUACGAUGGAUUGCAUGACACACAGAAAGAUAUUUUUCUUGAUAUUGCAUGCUUCUUCAAAGGAUGGAACAAAGAUUAUGUUGUAAAGAUAUUAAAUGCUUGUGGAUUAUGUCCUGGCUUUGGUAUUCCGAGACUUGUUAAUAAGUAUCUCAUAACUCUUGACAAAUUUGGUAGAUUGUCAAUGCAUGACUUGAUACAACAAAUGGGCAAGGAAGUUGUUCGACAAGAAGCACCAGACAUCCUUAGAAAACGUAGCAGAUUAUGUUGUUAUAAGGAUUCACUUAAAGUACUAACUACAGAUAAGGUAUAA
This is a messenger RNA of Quercus robur (English oak), 2032 nucleotides long. RefSeq names its product disease resistance protein RUN1-like. The record is from RefSeq and is a predicted model, not a curated record. Gene Ontology annotation, molecular function: ADP binding. The transcript is spliced from 3 exons. Gene Ontology annotation, biological process: signal transduction; defense response. Lineage: Eukaryota; Viridiplantae; Streptophyta; Magnoliopsida; Fagales; Fagaceae. Bases 380 to 2032 code for a protein of 550 amino acids.